Messenger RNA from Eremothecium sinecaudum, 2514 nucleotides. RefSeq names its product telomere-binding protein CDC13 (gene CDC13). The coding region runs from base 1 to 2514 and encodes 837 amino acids. Gene Ontology annotation, molecular function: DNA binding. The record is from RefSeq and is a predicted model, not a curated record. NCBI's taxonomy places the organism in Eukaryota, Fungi, Ascomycota, Saccharomycetes, Saccharomycetales, Saccharomycetaceae. Gene Ontology annotation, biological process: telomere maintenance. Gene Ontology annotation, cellular component: chromosome, telomeric region. The transcript has a single exon.
AUGUAUAAAUACAUAUCGAAACCAUCUAGCCUUUAUGAAUUCUACUCAGAUGAUGAAAUAAUAGCUCAGAAUAUCAAAUUUAUAGCGGUUCUUACCAGAAUCAGUCUUAUACCAAAUAAACAUUGCAUUUUAACUCUACAAAGCUUUGAACAUGGGAAAGAAGACGCAAAGCCGUAUAUAGUUAAGCUACAUUGUCAUACAUUUGAACUGUUCCAGCUGACGAAGGUUAUACUAGGUCUACUAAUUAGCUGCUUUUACCUGAAGUUCGUAACAAUCUCUAAAGAAGCAGGGUUCGAUUAUGACAAGAUACAUUUACGGCACCUAUGCUUUUUACGUUGCAAGGGUACAUUUGUGUCAAAUAAAGGUGAUGGAAUCAUUAAUGUGGAUGAAUUGAUACCUAUAGAUUUGGAUAGGGAGCUUAGGAAUAAGGAAGAAAGCGGCCACCAGCUGUCGCCAACUGACUGGGGAAAUGUUGACGGUAUCGUCGACAACCUUAUUAUGCUUGACAGGAGUGGAAACGAGUUUAGUUUAGAUCGAAUUCAGUCUUUUACAGGCCCAUUGAAGGAAUAUUUUGAUCAUAGAGUGAAUAUAUCGAAUCAGUCCAUUAGACAUAGUAACCCACUAUUUGGAGCGAAUAAGCUGAUAUCAAUGGAAGAAUCUCAGGAUGACUUUAAUUCUCAAAGAGAACAGCCCAUUUUUAAUCCCAUUGCAAGGGCUCAUGCCGGUUUUUCAAUGGACUGCCCAAUUCCUAAUACUGAUGAAGAGUCAAUCGAUGACAGCACAGUUAAUAGCGAUAGUACUGGUUCUCAGGUUUUAAUGGAUCAUAUGCGACCUAUAUCCAAAAUGUUACAAAUCAAAUCGAACAAUACUCCUAGAGGGGCCAGCCAGGUCCAUUGGAACUUACAAUUACAUAAAGAGAUGCAAGGACGCUCAUGGCAAGAUCCCCCAUCCACUGUUAGAGAGCUUAAGGCAAGAAGUAUAGAGCCGGAAGAACUGAACCAAGUUACCAUAGACACAUUAUACUACAGCAAUUUUGGAAAUACAUUUACUAUAUCCGGAAAGGUUGCCGGGACGUUGCCAAGCAUUUAUGAUGACCAGAUACCGGUAAGCUCUUGGCUACUGCUGUAUUUCCCAGUCAAGGACUUGUUGAAUGUAUCAUACUUGGAUACUAAUGUGAAUUGCAUUGAAAUAUUCGCAUCAGAUAUUGAUUAUGUUUUCAACCAAUGUCGUAUAAACCCAGAGUUGGAUGGAAGGGAGGCGCUACAAAAUCUGGCUCACACAUUGCAGCGCAAUUCUGCAACACUAACCAUUAAAAAGGCUCCAUUACAUUUUAUCAAUGAAUAUCACACAUGUUGCUGGGAACUCGAGACUAUACACCUGGAUAUACCAGCGGACCCUUACCUAUUGGACUUACAAGAUAAUAAGCGUCAAAAAUUCAGUGCAGCCACCCCAAUGGCUAUAAAGGAUAUCGAUACUAAUACUACGUCUGCUACAGUUUUUGCCCUACUGGUAGGGGCAAGACUACCUGCAGGAGCGAAAGUUAACCACUUUUCGUUCACUGAUUUCACCAGUAACUCUAACAUAUGGUGUCAGAUGGACCCAUAUAUUAUUGACUAUAAUGUUCGCGUAAAGCCCGAGGAAUGUAUUUAUACAAAGGCAUAUCCUGAAUUUAUCAUUAAUAUCGAUAAGUUCACACUUAAAUACUACGGGCGGCGACUCAUUGACUGCCGAAAUGGCCGCGAUACAAACUUAACUAACUUUGGAAUGGUCUUUCGAUUAAAGCUAGAUAUAAAGCUCUACAAUUCCAAAUUGAACGGCAUCAUUCGUAACGUUGAGCUAGUAACAAGCCCCGCUAAGUUUUCUGGCAUUGAGAAACGACUGCUCGAUGAGUUCUACACACGGGCAGUCGAAAGAAUUCCUCAAAAAGCCCUCUUUCACAACUUCAAGCGUUAUGUUGUGUCGUUUCCUAUUUCUCUACAACACGACGCAGUCCUAAUCUCGGAUUCAACUCUAGAACUGCAACACAACAGUUCUCCACACUAUGUUGCACACAUUCCUUCCAUAAACCAGGACAUAAGCGCUUACACGAUAGAUGAUAUCCCUGAUAUAACAUCUCUGAACUCAAUGCAUUCUCUCGCUCAAGGAAAGCUCUUCAAGAUAAGAGGUAGGGUCAUCUCGGUCUUUGCUGCCGAAAACAAAAUUACAAUCUACUUGACAAACGAUGCUCUUACAUCAACACAUUUAAGUCCUGCAGACGUAAUUAAAAUCCAGGUCAUCGGGGAAGCGAACCUAGAAUACUUCCUAGGCCCCGAGCAUCAACUAGAUACUCAAUUGGAGCAACUAAACCUUAAGGUCUUUAACUUCUAUCUGCUGCCUGGUCAGUUACAAAUUUCUGCUACAAAAACCAUACUAACGUGGUGUCCUGUAGAAUGCUCCCUAGAUGACCUAAAGCUACAGCUCCAGUUACAGGUCAAACAUGAGAAGGAUAUGUCUUCUGUACCCAUAUUACGUUAA